Symsagittifera roscoffensis is the source of this 857-nucleotide messenger RNA. RefSeq names its product probable ubiquitin-conjugating enzyme E2 W-B. Lineage: Eukaryota; Metazoa; Xenacoelomorpha; Acoela; Convolutidae. The transcript has 2 exons. The record is from RefSeq and is a predicted model, not a curated record. Bases 128 to 580 code for a protein of 150 amino acids.
CAAUGGUUAGAUUUCCAGAAGCUGUGGUCAAUGCAUCUUGAUGAUAGUGAAAGCGAAAGUAGAACCAGGUUGAAACUACGUAACCAAAUCUAAUUUGUCUUAAAAUUAUACACCGACUUGGCGACCCAUGAGUCAAAGAUUAGCUAAACGUCUUCAAAAUGAAAUUAAAGAGGUUAAAAACAGUCAAAAUUUAAACCUUGAGUUUGUGACUAUAACAGACAAGUUUGACGAAUGGCAAGUGAAAUUGAUACCUCACGGGGAGAGCAUCUACAGUGGGGAGGAGUUCCUGCUGUGUUUCAAGUUCACAGAGCAAUACCCGUUCGAUUCACCUGGAGUAACGUUCACAGGAGAUAACAUCCCCGAGCACCCUCAUGUUUACAGCAAUGGACAUAUCUGUCUCUCGAUACUGGCUGAAGACUGGUCUCCGGCCAUGACUGUGGAAAGUGUCUGCGUGUCCAUAGUCAGCAUGCUUAACUCAUGUCCUCGUAAAGAACUCCCCCCUGACAAUGACAGAUAUGUGAAAACUUGCAGCAAGGAUCCUAAAAAGACUCGCUGGUGGUUCCACGAUGACACAGUAUAGCAACACAUCGAAUCAUUGGAAAAAUAUUGAUAAUUAUUUUAUUUGAAAUCACAUUUUUGGACACGAAACAUUUUAGUGCUUAUCAUGUGUCUUUCUUUUCUAUCGUAGGCUUGCUGAGGUUCCGGAUCUUCAUUUUAUGAAGUUCACUUUUUGCCAUGCAUCACUUCAAUUUAGAAUUUAUCAGAACUGGUCAACAUUUGACAAAAACAAAAUAUCAAGCUUUAUACGGCAUAAUAUUGUUAGUUAUAAUAGUUCCGUAAAUAUAAUUUUGUUUUCA